This is a messenger RNA of Stylonychia lemnae, 543 nucleotides long. The record is from the annotation of a GenBank genome assembly. NCBI's taxonomy places the organism in Eukaryota, Ciliophora, Spirotrichea, Sporadotrichida, Oxytrichidae.
AUGGAGAAUCUCAAGCUUAUUUCAUCUUUGAAAAGAGCUUUGAAAGUAGUAACAGAAAAUUUUUUGGGAAUAAAUGAGGUAAGAUAGAAAGAUUACAUCAAAAGUGAGACUUAAAAAACAAAGAAAUUUGAGAAGUCACCUUCACUGGCUGAAAUUUAUGAAUCUGAUGACAACUACCCCGGAAUUCAUUUGAGAUUAAAUGUUCCUGUGAAGAUUGAAGCCGGCAAAGAAGUUAUUAAAGAUAUUGAUUUUAUUAUGAGAGUGCAUCAGGACUCAAUUGAUAGUUAAACAUUCACUGAUUUAAAGAUGCUGCUGCCCAAAAAUUUUAAACUACAGAUAUAAGUUUUUGAGAAGUCAAUUAUGACCAAUAAAAAUUGGAUGAGUUAACUUGCUGAGCCAUAAACUUAAGAAUUAAGCUAAAUGAGGUAGUUCUAUCUCAAAUUGGUAGAUUAUGUAAAAGAGUUAUAUGAAUUUGAGAAUUAGAAGCUAGAAGAAAAGGAAAAUAAAUAGCCUAAUUAGAAAAAUGAUGAAGAUGAUUUUUGA